GAGGCUACCUUGAAUCACGGAAUCAAAGCUUAAUGCUGGUGUGUAAGAUGCACCAUUGAACUGCAAACAUAUGUCUGCACAAAGCCUGCAUUGCUGGUGGUUUUUGAGGAUGGAGUCAUCAUGGUUUGCCUGUAUGCCAUUGUACAUGCAGAAAGUUUGUAAAAAUCAAUAGUAUGGUAGAGUAGGGCUAAUAACACUAAGUUUUGCAGUCACUGCUGCGCUGUAUGGUGGGAGAGAUAAUUACAAGUGACAGAACAAACUGAUGAUAUAAAGCUUUCUUUGGCAUAAUGAGUUUUCAUAGAAAGUAUUAGUAUAAUAGCAGUGGAGAAAAACACAUUUUAGCAGAAGUCACCAAUGUAAUUUUAUUAUUACUCAGAGAGGUUUGGAUUCAAUAAUAUGCUGGCCAUAUUUCUUGCCUGUUGAGGAGGAUUUUUUAUGUGGAAAGUUCUUUCAUAGACUAAAACUGAUAAGUUAACUCCCAUGAAGAGAAGGAAAUGACUUCGGAAGUCUGUGUAUUUGUAAGUAGAGCUGACAGUGAGGAGAGAAAAGGAGACAAAUGAUAACUUGGAAUAUAUCAAAUCUCACUUGGGCUGUUGUUUGUGAUAAAUUAUGAUGAAGAUCAAGAUACACUUCUUGGGACACACCUGAGAUGCCCACCAGUACAAGUUCUACAAAGGUGGAGUCUCUUGAUAUGAAGAGAACAAGAGCUAAAGGAUUACUGAUGGAGGCUGUACCCUCAGAGCAACCCAGCUGUCCAACUCCAGGCUGUGAUGGGAAGGGACAUAUUAAAGGAAAAUAUGCACGGCAUAGGAGUUCCACAGCAUGUCCAAUGGCUGCAAAGAAACGCAAGCUUGACUCGCCUGUAUCAUCUGAAACUGCUUGCAAAAGAACCAGAGGGGAAGAAGAUAAGGGUGUUGAUAAAGACAGUCAGCCAGAGGAGGAUGUAGAACAAUCAAACCUUGAAGAGGGUAGCAAGGAAGAUGACAAAUCUAGGAAAACCAGAUCAUCAAAGAAAAAGCCUGUUACUCCUAAAAGAAUGCCCCAGCUGCAGAAAUCCCCCAAGAGCAAAGGUGAGCAACUUAAACAGGACAACUUGGUCCUCAGUGGGAAAAGACUAGACUUCAGCGAUUCUGAGGACUCACAAGUUAACGGAGACACAACAGACGGUUUGACACAUCUUUUGAAUGGAGAGAAGCCCAGGGUGGAUGAAUCUCCUAAACACUCUCCAGCUGAUACUUUUAAUGAAAAUGAAGACUCAAUGGAUACUGAGGAUGAAGAACAGAAAGUGUUCAGAGAAACUGAGAGGGCUCUAAGACAGUUAUCUGGAGAAUGGGAUGAGCCUCCAAAUUUAUUUGCUUCUUUUGGUGAGGUUUUUGUAGCUGAAGAAAAAAGUGAAUCAAAAAAGGAUAAUACUGAAAAAGAGAAUCAAAAAGGUAAUAUUGGACCCAAAUAUCAGGAAAUUAAGAAGGAAUUAGCAGAUGAUGAUGAUGUGGAAAAAAUUGAUUUGCCAACUUUGAUUGCUGAGGAGGAAGCCCAGAAGAAGAUGGAAGCACCUCCAGUCAAAGCAAGGGAUGCUGAGGAGAAGAGGAAAAAUGAAAUUUCUCAUCCUCCAGAUUUGUUGACUCAGGCUAGUGUAGCAUCAGAUGAUGCAGAAAUUCUGUGGAAGAUUGAACAGGAGUGUGCAACUCUCCAGUCACUUGCUGAGAGAAGUGAUGACACUCCAUUUCCUUCAGCUCAAGAGCCUGAAGACAGUCAAGUGAUGGCCACGGAGGAAAAUGGCAAUCAGCUUGAACUGCCUCCACCAAAACUUGUUGCUGAAGUCCAGCACCAGAGUGCUGUGAGUUUAACACUGAAAGAGGAACCAAUAGAUGAGGAUGCCAGCCACCCAGUUACAGCACCUGAUAUAGUACCAGCAGUGCACCCCACUGGGUCCCCCAUACCCAACAUACAUUAUCUUAACAACAGGACCCUGGCAGAGAAACACAUAGAUGAGCAGCAGCAGCAACAACAACAACAAAAACAACAGCUGGAUACAGACACAGAUAAAGAAGAACCAAAGAAUAAGCUAAGUGACAGCAUUGUCUCUACUGAGGAUGCGGAAUUUACUGUGUUGACAGACUGGACAGAAAAGAUGGAUGAAGAUGACAUGUCAGAUCAAGAGGCUGAUGAGAAUGCAAAUCAUAGUUAUAAUAUUGACGACAAAGUGAAGAUGUUACCUCCUCCCCCUGAGGAUGCCAACUCCUCUGACUUGGACAAGAAAGAUAGCAAGUGUCCCACACCAGGUUGUGAUGGCACUGGACAUUUCACAGGCCUGUAUUCCCAUCACAGAAGCUUGUCUGGAUGUCCAAGAAAGGAAAAGAUUCCCCCAGAAAUUUUAGCUGCACAUGAUAGUAUUUUGAGGUGCCCUACUCCUGGCUGUAAUGGACGUGGUCAUGUAAACAGCAACAGAACUUCACACAGAAGUGUAUCUGGUUGUCCUCUUGCUGCCAUGGGAAAGCUUGUUGCAGCAACUGCCAAUAAGAAUAAAGGCCUACAUCUUGUCCUUCUCCCCAAGCAUGACGAUCCCAAGAAGGCCGUCCUUGUCGCAUGCACAGAUGAGGAGCUCGUGCGUGUCACAGCCUCGCACUGUGCAUCUGACCGCGUGUUGCGCCCCAUGAUCAUGACCAAGCAGCUAGACUUGCCACCAGAGGGCAGCAUUAGCUAUCCAGGUUAUGUUUCUUCAGCCACUCCACGGGCCAACCUUUCUAAAGAACUGGAAAAAUAUGCCAACCCGAUCAUGGACUUCCAGACCUACCAGGCAAAGGUAUCAUGUAAGCCCAUAGCUCCAAAACCCAAAGAAAACAGCUCAGACAGGCCAAACAUUCUCAGUAAGCGACCUGGAUAUAAACCACAGUAUCGAUAUGAUACUCCAGCUAUCCCCUCUGCACACCAGGGUGCAGCACCUCUCAAUCUCUCCAAAAGAACCCUGAGCAUAAGCAGUAAUAGUAGCAAUGAUACAUUGGAUCUUAGUGUGAAGAAGGCAAGUCUCGAAGAAAAGGAAAAGCAGUUAUCUCCCACAACACCUUGCGCAACAGUAUCCCAAGAGGAGCCUAUGGACUUUUCCAUAAAAUGUAAAACAGAUGAAGAUGCUUGUUCAAGAUCUCAGAGCCCUGAAAUUCAAGAAUUGCCUCCUGAAUCUCCUGAAUACCAAGAAUCUGAAAGAGAAGGAAGUCCAUUCCAAAAUGAUGACUUACAGAACAGCAUGUAUCCAUCACCUCGUGGCCGUGAUGGGAGAGAGUUGCUGAUCUGCCCUACGCCAGGGUGUGACGGGUCUGGACACAUAUCUGGAAAUUAUGCUUCACACAGGAGUUUGUCUGGGUGUCCAAUGGCUGAUAGAGCUACAGUGCAGGCAAACCACAUUGAACAGAAAUGUCCUACCCCGGGAUGUGAUGGCACUGGCCAUGUGACAGGAAAUUAUGCAUCCCAUCGCAGCUUAUCUGGGUGUCCUCGUGCUCAUAAAAACAAAGCUCUACGCAAAGAGCUUGAGCCUCCUGAGCCUCUUAGAUGUCCUGUUCCGGGAUGUGAUGGCACAGGUCAUGUGACGGGGAAAUAUUUAUCACAUCGAAGUGCAUCAGGUUGCCCAAUAGCGAACAAGCAGCAGAAGCCUGUCAGGUCCCUGUUGCCUAUUACUGAGCUCAAUGGACAUGAAGUGAAAACAGAAGAAAGAGUACCAUCAACCAUCCUUAAUAGACCCCCAGCUUGUCGCAUAGAUAUGCCUAUAUGUCCAACCCCAGGAUGUGAUGGUUCAGGUCAUUCCAAUGGUACAUUCUCCUCUCACCGCAGUCUGUCUGGCUGUCCUAGAGCCACGCAAGUGAUGAAGAAAGCCAAACUUACAGUGGAAGAGAUGAACACCAUACAGAGCAAGGCAGAGGCUGGGGAAGAUCUGGCAAAUGAUGAAGAGUUAAAAAAGCUUGAGAAAGAGAUACUUGCUAUUGAGAAAUCAAACUCUGUGGUUGAGAAUAAAAUGAUCAAAUUGAGAGCAGAAAUUGCAGGGUUGGACAACAAGCACAAGGAAUAUAUCAAAGACAACAAACAAUUGGAAAAGGAACAACAAGCGCUGGAAAUACGCUUGGAGAAGACCAAGAAAGGACUGAUUGAUUGCUUGAAACAUAUUAGGCUCCCUAAUUUGUCAAAGCCAAUUAGUGAAGAGAAUUUUGAACUCUACCUGACACAGAUUAGGAGUUUAUGUUUAGAGAAUUACACAUCUGAACAAAGGCCACUCUACAAUUCUGUUACGCUUGCCUUAAGGAAUCUCAAAGGAUUGUAGAGGAUUUCAUACAGAUUGUUAUUGUGCUAUUUAUAAGUUGUUAAUGACAUUUCUCUCUUAUAUAUCAUUCAGAAAAAUUAACUUAAUGUUUUGAACAUGUUGAUACAUGUUGUUAACAGUUUAAUGAUUUUAAGAGAUUCAGCUCAGGCAUUUUUUCUCUCUGUCUUUUCUGUAAUGCUUUUUAAAAUUCUGAAGUCCGGGAUGGGAAACAGUGCAAUCUUUUCUUUUUGUAUUCAAACCAUUGCUGUUUCCACCAAAUGAACAAUCCUUACAAUUUUCUUUUAUUGUAAAUUACUAAUUUGGUAUUUCGGUUGUAAUAAUGUAAUAUUAGUUGUUCAAUUGAUGCACAUUAUGUAAACUUGCCUAGUAUUAUGUUUUCAUGUUAGAUUGUAAAUGUUUGUUUCAGGGUCUUUUUAAUGUUUGUAAUGAAUUUGGACUGGUGCACAUAUUGCGAUACUAGAGCACUAACUGCAUUGUUAGAAGUAUAGGAUUAAAUGAUGUAAUUUUCAUCAGGGCUGAAAACUUGAUUAAUUUAUUGUGCAAUUAUUUAUUUGUCAAUUAAGGUCUAAUACAAGAAGAGAUGGACUGUUCAAAGAGAGGAGAAUUUUAAAUAACAGUAGUUAAGAACUCAAACAUAUGUGACAUUAUAAUAUAAUUCUGAUUGAAAUCACUGUUUUUUUUUACCUAGGACUUAUCCAAGCAUUAUUAUAUACAAGGUAGAUAUAACAUACUGAAAGGUGGAUAGAUUUGACGAGAAGAUUUUAAACUGACAUUUUGCAUAAAUUUGUUGCAGGAACAAAUGUCUGUCAUCAUUGAGGCAUAAAUCAUUUGUGGCCUUACCUAGACAAAAAUAUUCAGAUCAUCUGUUGUUAUUAUUCAGUAUGCUUAUUAUAGCAGCACAAAAUAUUAUGAAACCCAGGUAUAUUAUCUUCAAGGAAUUUAUGUGAAAGGAUUGAAGAGGAAGGUGUAUUACUAGGGGGGAAAUAUACCAAAUAUGUUAAAUAUUGAAUGGUUUUUACAUUUAAAUUUUGGGAACAGUUUGUUGGCUUUUAUGAUAAUGGAGCACACAGGCAAUCUUAACAUAAGCAAUCUAAACAUAACCCCAAAUAGGCCUUACAAAGUUGGUUCUAGAUGAAGUUUUUGCCAGGGAGAGGAUUGAUUGCAGCUAGUAGAAUAUAAUUGUAAGUCGGUCUCUGGUUGAUAUUUGCUUCCACUGAUUUCAAAGGUGCUUAAAUCUCAAUUGUAAGUGUUUUAUAUUACAUUUUGCAUAUAUGUUAUGUGAGAGAUGUUUUGAUAAAUAUAUUAAAUAUCUACUUGAUGGGAGACACUACCAUAAUAUAUGGUUUUUGUCAUUAUUGAGAUUUUUUUUUGCUAGAUCCAAGAAAAAUUGUGAAUAUUUAGCAUUGGUUUUUACUUCAACAAUUGGAGAAUUCCUAGAUAUUCUACUUGCUUAUAUUAAAAUAUAAAUAUUUUUCUGCCCCUUUCCGCCUGUAUGUCAGUUUAUAAGUUCUUAAAACUUCAGUCUGGUACUAUAGAAUUCAAAGGACAAGGGAUUUAGACAUUUGUGUAUGUUAGGACAUAUGAUCUUCCCAUCAUGGAAAGUCUUCAUGUAGUUUGUAUCAUUUGCCAUAUUCACAUUCUGUUCAUCACAUGCAUGGUUUGGCUAUUAGGACAGUAGAUUAUAUUGCUUUUUCCAAAUUUAAGCAGAUUUUUUCUGAAAAUUGUUUGUCUGUGGUUAAUCAAGACAAAGGCAUCAUAGUUAUUUUCUGCAAUUUUGGUAUUGUAAUGUUGGUCAGUGACUGUUCCAUGUCUGAAAUAUAAUAAAUGUGA
Lingula anatina is the source of this 6136-nucleotide messenger RNA. RefSeq lists its product as uncharacterized. NCBI's taxonomy places the organism in Eukaryota, Metazoa, Brachiopoda, Lingulata, Lingulida, Lingulidae. Gene Ontology annotation, biological process: regulation of transcription by RNA polymerase II. Gene Ontology annotation, molecular function: zinc ion binding; RNA polymerase II cis-regulatory region sequence-specific DNA binding; DNA-binding transcription factor activity, RNA polymerase II-specific. The record is from RefSeq and is a predicted model, not a curated record. Gene Ontology annotation, cellular component: nucleus.